Messenger RNA from Annulohypoxylon truncatum, 1459 nucleotides. Its product is annotated as mitotic checkpoint protein BUB3. Bases 43 to 1146 code for a protein of 367 amino acids. Gene Ontology annotation, biological process: mitotic spindle assembly checkpoint signaling. The transcript is spliced from 3 exons. NCBI's taxonomy places the organism in Eukaryota, Fungi, Ascomycota, Sordariomycetes, Xylariales, Hypoxylaceae. Gene Ontology annotation, molecular function: ubiquitin binding. The record is from RefSeq and is a predicted model, not a curated record. Gene Ontology annotation, cellular component: kinetochore; mitotic checkpoint complex; bub1-bub3 complex.
CAGAGCUUCUUUACAUCACAUCGCGAAAUUUCCCAAAGCAUCAUGGCACCAACAGCAACGCAAUUCGAGCUCGCGCAGCCCCCCAACGACGCCAUCUCGGCGCUCGCCUUCGCGCCGGACUCGCCGUCGCGGCUCCUGGCCGCUUCCUGGGACAAGAACAUCUACCUGUACGACACGCUGCAGAGCAGCGACGACGACGAGAACAGCCACGGCACGCUGCUGCGGACGUACGAGCACCGCGCGCCCGUGAUGGACGUGUGUUUCGGCCGCGACAGCAGCGAGGCCUUCAGCGCCGGCAUGGACUGGCAGGUGCGCCACAUCGACCUCGAGACCGGCGACCAGAGCACCGUGAGCAAGCACGCGGCGCCCGUGAGGCGGGUCGUGUAUAGCCGAGAACACUCCCUCCUCAUCUCUGCCUCCUGGGACAUGACCCUGCACGUCCACGACCCGUCCAACCCAUCCCUAGCCCCCCUCACCGUUCCGUUACCGGGCAAGCCUCACGCCAUGGCCGCGAGCCCGUCAAAAGUAAUCGUAGCCAUGACCUCGCGGCUCGUGCACAUCUACGACCUAUCCACACUCUCCAGCGCGCUAUCCUCACAGACCGACUCCGCGCCGGCGCCCUGGCAACAGCGCGAGUCAUCCCUCAAAUUCCUGACGCGCGCCGUGGCCGCCAUGCCUUCCGACGCCGGGUACGCCACGUCCUCGAUCGAGGGGCGCGUAGCAGUCGAAUGGUUCGACGCGAGCGCCGAGUCGCAGGCGCGCAAGUACGCCUUCAAAUGCCACCGAACGGCUACACCCACCGCCACCGACGGGCCCUCCUCCACCUCCACCCCCUCCGCGGACGUCGUAUACCCCGUCAACGCGCUAGCCUUCCACCCCGUGCACGGCAGCACCUUCGCGUCGGGCGGCGGCGACGCCACCGUCGCCCUCUGGGACGCCGAGGCCAAGCGCCGCAUGAAAGUCUACCAGAAAUUCGCCGACAGCGUCGCCGCGCUGGCCUUCAGCGCCGACGGCCGCUACCUCGCCGUCGCCGUGUGCCCGGGCUUCGAGACGGGCAUGGAGGACUACAGCGGCGAGGGGCGGACCAAGAUUUUCGUCAGGGAGCUCGGCGAGAACGAGGCUUUGCCUAAGGGGAAAGGGAAGUGAUAGAUUUGAAUUUGAUUGGAAUUCUAAUUAAAAAUUAAAUGAAAAAAAAUCGAGGUUAUGUGGGAUUCAUUCUGGUUUUUGAUUCUGUGUAUCCAUAUAUCGAUUCCCUGCUGCAAUUCUCAAGGACGGGCUUAGGCCCAAAUUUGGCUGGCGUUAAAAGGAGAUGGGGAAUAUGAAUUCUAUAAAAAUUGCCCCUUUUUACUAACUUACACGUGGUGCUUAUGAGUUCCGCGUGUUUCGUUAUAACUGUUUUUAUAUACUUGAUCUGCCACAUCUUGGAAGCCCCUCAAAGAAAUCGUCCCAGAUUCCGAAA